This is a messenger RNA of Ectocarpus siliculosus, 7464 nucleotides long. The record is from the annotation of a GenBank genome assembly. NCBI's taxonomy places the organism in Eukaryota, Phaeophyceae, Ectocarpales, Ectocarpaceae.
AUGCCGGUGGACACCAGCGUAACGGGCACGCUGCAGGAGGGCCCGGCCAACAGGGCGAUGGCCCUCGCGUUGAGCGCCUUUAAGGGGUCAGGCUCCGGCUACAAGGGUCUCGCGAUGGCUACCGCUAGCAAGCUGAUGGCCGAGGUCACCCGGGAGUACGAGCUGUGCAUGUCCUCGCUGGUCUUUGACAGCAACAUGAUGAACGAGGCCAACAUCCAGACAUACGUGCGACUGAAGUUGCCACCCCCCACCCCCCCCAAGCCUGUACCUGAGAUGGCCGUCGUCUCCACUCCCCCGCAUGACUUCAGAGGAGUCUCUGAGGUGUUUCGACGAUCCACCUUCAUGACGUCAUCGGCCGCGCUGGCGGCGGCGUUGGGGGUGACGGGCGAGUGCCUCUGGCUCACCGGCGUUCGCGCCCUGACGACAAUCCAUCCGGAGCCCCUUCGGCUGGAGGCGUUUUCGCGCUGCCAGGGGGACGCCCUCAUGCGCGCCAAGCGGGUUGUGCGGGAGGAGUGGCCCCAGAGGGUGGGGUCGACCAUUCACGUCGCUCUGCGGCGGCAACUACCCGAGGACGGGAACGCCUCUCAGCGAGCAGGCGUAGGGGGUGGAGCUGCAGCGGAAGCCCAAUCGCUCGAUCAGGGAGCUACUAGCCCAAAAGCCGGUGGGGGUAGAGGUGGGGGGGGCGGGGACGGGACCGGCGGCGGCGGCGGCUGCGGCAAUGCGCUAUCUCGACCUCGGUUUGACAGCUCCAUCUCAGUGAUGGAAAACUUCGAGGUAUCGGAGAUCAGAAGUCUUUUGCGAUGGGCGAACUACUGCAUGACGGAUGCCUUACAGACGCUGACGCGGCGCACGUUGGAGGAGUUCUCGGACUACUUGCUCAAGUGUUGCAGCUGCCAGGUUGAAGUCAAGCAUAUGAACGAUGUCAUAGUCACCGAUCAAGGAGAGGGAGCCAUGCGCAGAGGCACGACGCCUCCCCUGUUCAAGGUUGACAUCAUCCGAUCAACUGGCCGACACGUGCUGAACGUGUCCGAAGUGAAAGAGGCAGAGCGACGGAUUGCGGAGUGGCGGGCAACGCCGGAAUCAAGGGAGGACGGCGCAGUUUGUCCAAUUGCGGAGGUGCCCGACGUGCGCGGUCAUAUCCCCGAGGUAGACACGCCCCUCGAGGACUUUCGAUCGGAGGCCUUGAGAUGUUACGACGGCACUUUGGCAAGGGUCGCCGGCAUCCACCAGGUGCAACGAUUCGUGAUGGAUCGACUCUUCUGGCCAGACCCACAGUUCAUGUCCGUGGCCGGGCCGGACGAACCGUGGGUGGUGGAUCUUCGGGGCCGAGCAGAGGAAGUUCUCGAGGCCGCCAUUGUCCCCCUAAGGGACUAUCUCAAGCUCUUUGACCGGUACGUCGACUUCCUCAACCUCGACGUCGAGGCGUACAUGGCGUCGAUGACCCACACGAGCAAUGACGGCGGCGGUGGCGACGGCGACGACGACGAGGAGGAGGGCCUUGGAGUCGCGACCGUCAACCUGGCCGCGCUCAGGGCAGUCUUGACCAAGCACCAGACCGCUGAAACCGAGAUCCGCGCAGACGUUCCAAACAGUCCCGUGGAUUGCGGCCUCUUCGCGGUCAAUCCUUCCAGCAUCCGGAGUCACCUGUUGACGAAGCACCGUGGGAUAGCUCAGCGGCUGCUGGUGGAGCAAAGGACCCACUGCGAGACGCUGGCGUCCGCCUGCUGCGCCAAGUUCCAGUCGGUGCUGGCAUGGCUGCAGAAGAAGCCGAAGGACAUCGAGGAGGUCGCCCAGCUGGAAGAGUACAUGAAGACGCUAGACACGAACCUGGCGCCCCUUUCCGACGCCCUUGGGACUAUGAUGGAGUGCAAUGAGCUCCUGGAAGAAUUCAGCUACACGGUGCCACUGGAGCACUCAAACGACAAGUGGGUGGCCUUCGCCUGGCCUCAGCGGAUAGCCCAGCAGUGCGAGGACACGGAGGCUCUUCUUAAGCAGAGCAGGGGGUUGUUCCAAGAGGAGAUGGAGAGCGAGCAGGAGCGGUUCACGCACACGAUGGACCUCCUCGAGCUGGAGGUGGCUGGGCUCGAGCAGCACGAGGACCUGGCCUUAGUCGACAGAGUUUCCAAGCUGGUCGGAGAAAUAGCCGGCAGGAUCUCGGACGCGGAGAACAAGUCUCGGCUGUUCCAGUCCCGGGAAGGGCUCUUCGGCCGCGCGCCCACGGAGUACGACCAGAUCCUCCGCGUGCGGAAGGCCGUGGAGCCGUACGUCAACCUCUGGACGACGGCGAAGGAGUGGACGCUCAGCUACGAGGCUUGGACGAAGGGAUCUUUCCUGGCGAUCGAUGCGGCGACUCUCGAGGCCGAUGUCGAAAGGCUGGGGACGGCGAUCCAAAAGGCCUCCCGCGUUUUCGACAACACCGGGAAGGUGGCGCAGAGCAAUAUCUGCAACGUCAUCAAGGACAAAGUCUCGGCCUUCCGGCCGAAGGUUCCAGCCAUCGUGGCUCUACGAAACCCGGGCAUGAAGCCGAGGCACUGGGAGCAGCUGAGCGACAAGUUGGGCUACUCGCUGAACCCCGACGAGAACUACACCCUCGAGGAGCUCCUGGAACUCGACCUCGAACCUUACCAGCCCCAGAUUGACAAGGUGUCUGAAUCGGCGGCAAAGGAGUACCAAAUCGAGGAGGCCUUGACCAAGAUGGAAGACGAAUGGAAGGACAGCCGGCUCGAGAUCGUGGGGUACCGCGAGACCGGCACCGGAAUCCUCAAGGGAGUCGACGAGAUCAACACCGUACUAGACGAGCAGGUGACCAUGACGCAAGCGAUGCAGUUUUCGGCGUUCAAGGGACCAUUCGCCGAAAGGAUCGACGUAUGGAACGGCAAGCUCUACAUGGUAUCCGAGGUUUUGGAAGCGUGGCUGUCGGUGCAGCGAAACUGGCUUUAUCUUCAGCCAAUCUUUGAAAGCCCGGAUAUCAACAAGCAGCUUCCCGCGGAAGGUAAGAAAUUCGCCAUGGUGGACAAGAACUGGCGGCAGACUAUCUCGAGCGCCAAGAGCAACAGCAAGGUCAUCGACUUCUGCAACAGCCCCAAGCUGCUGGAACGGUUCAAGGAGGGGGCACAGCUGCUAGACGAGGUCCAGAAAGGGCUAAGCGACUACCUCGAGACCAAGCGCUCGGUGUUCGCGCGGCUGUACUUCCUCUCCAACGACGAGCUCCUCUCUAUCCUGUCGGAGUCCAAGGACGUUCACAGGGUGCAGCCCCAUCUCAAGAAAUGCUUCGAGGGUAUCGAUAAGGUUGUCUUUGAUCGUGAUUUGCUGAUAACGCACAUGGUCUCUCCCGAGGGGGAGUCGCUAAAGCUCAUCGAACCGAUCGACCCCAAAGGGCAGAACGUCGAGGCUUGGAUGCUGGAGCUUGAGGGCAAUAUGCGACUCACGGGAAAGAAGAAGCCAAGCCCGGUACUCUCUGACGUUCAGGUGCGAGACCACAUGCACCGGGCGAUUCAAGACUACCUAUGCUCCGGGCGAUGCGAGUGGAUGCAGAAGUGGCCCGGCAUGUGCGUCCUGAACGCCUCGCAGCUGCACUGGACCUCGGAGACGGAAGAGUUGCUGCUCGAGCAGGGUGGAGAAGCGCCACAGACGAUGCUCACAAGACAGUUGGCGCAAUUGGAGGACAUGGUGAUUUUAGUCAGAGGAAAGCUGUCGAACAGCGCAAGAACGACGGUGGGAGCCCUCACGGUCAUCGACGUGCACGCUCGGGACGUCAUGAUCAAACUCGCCUACGAAAAGGUGUCCGAAAAGUCUGAUUUCUCCUGGACGAGCCAGCUGCGGUACUACUGGGACGAAGGUGAUCUCUGGGCGGAGAUGGUGGCAGCGAGGCGACCGUACGGGUACGAGUACCUUGGGAACUCUUUCCGGCUCGUGAUCACACCGCUCACGGACAAGUGCUACCUGACGCUCAUGGGCGCCCUUCAGAUGAUCCUCGGUGGUGCUCCCGCAGGGCCUGCGGGAACCGGGAAGACCGAAACGACCAAAGAUCUAUCCAAGGCCCUGGCGAUGCAGUGCGUGGUGUUCAACUGCUCCGACGGCCUCGACUACAUCGCCAUGGGCAAGUUCUUCAAGGGCUUGGCAUCGUGCGGCGCUUGGGCCUGCUUCGACGAGUUCAACCGGAUCAAUAUAGAGGUGCUGUCCGUGGUGGGCCAGCAAGUCAUGACCAUCCAACAGGCCCUCAAGAGCGGCAACCCGCGAAUUUCGUUCAUGGGCAGCGACAUCAUAGUCAAGCCCGGCUUUGGAGUGUUCAUCACCAUGAAUCCUGGAUACGCGGGGAGGUCGGAUCUUCCCGACUCCCUGAAGGCCCUGUUCCGACCGGUGGCCAUGAUGGUGCCCGACUACGCCCUGAUCGGGGAGAUCAUGUUCUUCGCCUACGGCUUUGCUCAGGCCAAGGAGUGCGGCGCGAAGAUGGUCACCACGUUCAAGCUUUGCUCGGAGCAGCUUUCUGCCCAGCCUCACUACGACUACGGCAUGCGAGCGGUAAAGACGGUCAUCACGGCCGCCGGAAACUUGAAGCAGGCGGAGCCCGACGGCGAUGAGAUGGUUCUCCUACUGAGAGCUCUCCAGGACGUUAACUUCCCCAAGUUCCUGGAGAUGGACUUACCGCUCUUCGAGGGCAUCAUCUCCGAUCUCUUCCCGGGCAGAAAGCGACCCGUGCUGGACUACGGCGACCUGAACAGCGUCAUGAAGCUGGUGAUCCAGGCGAAGGGCUUGCAGCCGCACCCCUUCUUCACAACAAAGGUCAUACAGCUUUACGAGAUGAUCGUUGUGCGGCACGGGCUCAUGCUUGUCGGGCCGACGGGGGGAGGAAAGUCUUCGAACCUCCACGUUCUCGAGGAAACUUUGUCCCGUUUGAAGAAAAUGGGGAAAGAGGGCUUCGGCUACGAGAAGGUUAUCAUCUACCAGCUCAAUCCAAAGAGCAUCACGAUGGGACAGAUGUACGGCGAGUUCGACCCAAGCACGCACGAAUGGCAGGACGGAAUCAUGUCCACGAUGUACAGGCUGGCAGCGUCCAGCCCUACUUCGGACAGGAAGUGGGUUGUCUUUGACGGACCAGUCGAUGCCAUCUGGAUCGAGAACAUGAACACCGUUCUCGAUGACAACAAGAAGCUGUGCCUGAAUUCAGGGGAGAUCAUCAAGAUGUCUCCUGAAAUGACUAUGAUGUUCGAGGUCGAAGACCUCACUGUAGCCUCUCCGGCCACCGUAUCUCGGGUGGGAAUCAUCUACAUGGAGCCUAAAGGCCUGGGGCUAGACGCGCUCUGUCAGACGUGGCUCGCAACCCUGCCGUCCACGCUUCCGCAGGACAUCAUUAUCCAGUUUUCCGCUCUCUUCGACACGUACCUUAGCUCAGGCAUUGCUUGGGUUCGGCAGUGGUGCCGAGAGGUGGUCCCGACCGUCGACAACAACCUGGCUCAGAGCCUGAUGCGACUGCUAGACUGCUUCCUGGAGCCGUUUCAAGAGGUUGAAGGCUCCGCACCGCCGAGCCCUAAGGCGCUCAAGGCUUUGGUGACCCACGUGGAAGCGCUAUUCUUGUUCGCCUUCGUCUGGAGCGUGGGCUGCACCGUCGACCAAGCGGGGCGGAGGCAGUUCGAUGCCUGGCUCAAGUGCGAAACGGCCAGCAACACCAGCCCCUGGCUGUUCCCCAAGGAGGGCACCGUAUACGACUACGUCUUCGUGCCGGAGAAGGGCGACAAGGGAGAGUGGGUCCCAUGGAUGUCCACAACCGAGGCUUACUCCGUCGAUCCCAAGCUUCAGUUCAACGAGAUCAUCGUGCCCACAACUGACGGUGUCCGCAACACCUUCUUGCUCGACCUCUUGAUCCGCGGAGGGAAACACGUGUUGACUUGUGGACCCACGGGGACCGGAAAAACCGUCAACAUCGCGCAGUACCUCAUGGGCCAAUCGUUUGUCGGUGGAAGGUGUGUGGAUGCUUCGGUGUCUCCGUUCACCAUCGCCUUCUCGGCGCAGACUUCGGCCAACAUGACCCAGGAUAUGAUGGACGCCAAGAUGGAGAAGCGAAGAAAAGGGGUCUUCGGCCCCCCCGCCGGGAAGCAGUUCGUCGUGCACGUAGACGACCUUAACAUGCCUAAACAGGAGGAAUAUGGAGCUCAGCCACCGAUCGAGAUCCUUCGGCAGUGGUUUGACCAGGACGGGUGGUACGACCGCAAAGAGCUGACCUACCGGAAAAUCAUCGACGUGACCAUGGUUUGUUCCAUGGGCCCUCCCGGGGGCGGCAGGGCCCACGUAACCCCGCGGUUCGUGCGGCACUUCAAUGUAAUCGGGUACGUCGACAUGUCGGACGACGACAAGCGCGUGAUCUUCAGCACCAUCCUCGACAAUUUCCUCUCCACCGGCUUCGAGACGACCUUAGCCAGGCUAUCCUCUGCAGUGGUGGACGCAACGAUCGAGGUGUUCAACACCAUCACGAGGGAGCUGCUCCCCACGCCCCAAAAGAGCCACUACACUUUCAACCUUAGAGACAUGGCCAAGGUUUUCCAAGGUAUGCUCAUGAGCAGCUACAAGUCCGUGACGACGCCGGAGAUGCUGGUCCGCCUGUGGUGCCACGAGAGCAAGCGCGUAUUCGAGGACCGGCUGAUCAACGCCGAGGACCACGCGUGGUUCAAGGACCUCCUCAAGGGCAUCGUGACCAACAACUUCCAGAUGGAUUGGCACGACGUGGUCCCCCAGGAGCGCUUGAUCUACGGAGACUACAUGAUACCGGGAGCCGAGCCCACUGUCUACGAGGAGGUCCCGGAUUUGGACAAGCUCACGUCGACCAUCAACCAGUACCUCGUGGACCACAACGGGGAGUCCAAGCAGCCGAUGCCGCUCGUCAUGUUUCUGGACGCGAUCGAGCACGUCUCGAGGGUCAGCCGCAUCCUGAGACAGCCUCAGGGAAACGCUCUGCUCUUGGGGGUGGGCGGCUCCGGACGUCAGUCGAUGACGAAGCUGGCCACCUACAUCGCCGGAUACGACCUCUUCCAGGUGGAGAUCAGCAAAGGAUACGCCGUUUCGGACUGGAGGGAUGAUGUUAGGAGGUGCCUCCUCGGAGCCGGACUAAAGAACAAGCCCACUACAUUCCUCUUCAGUGAUGUGCAGAUCGUAAACGAGGUCAUGCUGGAGGACAUCAACAACAUCUUGAACGCCGGAGACGUCCCGAACCUGUAUGCCCCCGAAGACCUCGAUGCCAUCAUGUCCACCUGUAGGGUGGACUGCCAGAGGAAGCGGAUCCCUCCCACGAAGGUCAACAUCUUCGCCCAGUACGUGACGAGGGUGCGCUCGUGCAUCCACCUCGUCAUAUGCAUGUCACCCAUCGGGUCCGCGUUCAGGGACAGGCUGAGGAUGUUUCCCUCGCUUGUCAAUUGUUGCACUAUUGGUAAGAAGAAACUCGCACCUUUUGGCGUGAUUGGGCCUUCGAAGUGA